ACCACACAGAAGCUCUUAGAUUGAAGAUGGAGAAAGUUGUCUGUAUCAUAGAUCACUAUGGCCCAUACACUCUCAAUCAUCAAAAUAUUCACAGCCAUGGAAACGAGACGUUAACAAAAGAAGAUAGCAGACAUCUACAGCAGCUCAUCUCUACUUCUGCAAGAAUCUAGGUUUACCCAAACAACAACCAUGGCAGCUCCACCAGUUUCUCAGAGGUGAAACAACCAUGAAGAAGAAAGUGGAGAUUGAAGAUGACGAUAGGCGAAAGCAGGAGAUAACCAAGGCUGUCGCACAGGCUUGGUAUGCGCGCUCUGGCAGCUCUAAACCUAGCAACGAAUUCGAUGCUCACCGACGAAAUUUUGGAGGUAAACCAUCCAGAUUCAAGCUAGAAGCCAGGAACAAGUCUCCGGCCAAUGCAAGUAGUAAUGCACGGUGGGAUUUUGCGCAGUCGCUAUGGGAUUCGUAUGAGAUUGUGAGCGUCGCAAAAAGGUUGGAGACUGGAUUGGUGCUUGAAAAUACUUUAGCGAGGGUUGGAGAUGAAGACGAUGAAAAUACUAGUCGAGUCCACAGGAGGCGAAAGGAAAGUAAGAGUAGUCUUAGGAAUUUGUUUAAUCGUUUAUCUUCCAGGAGAUUCAAUGAGACUGAUGUUCCCGGGUGAGACUAAAUAUAGUUAAUUAGAAACUUACAGUCAUUGCAUGAUACACAAACGUUUUCAUGACAGAACGAGAUAAGGGAAAUCAGAAGUGAACCUGCAAAUUUCUUUAGGAAUAAAAUGCCUGCAAAGUGAAUUUUUGCUUUGAGCCGGCAAUAUAUAUAUAUAUA
Messenger RNA from Carica papaya (papaya), 822 nucleotides. RefSeq lists its product as uncharacterized. The record is from RefSeq and is a predicted model, not a curated record. NCBI's taxonomy places the organism in Eukaryota, Viridiplantae, Streptophyta, Magnoliopsida, Brassicales, Caricaceae.